AUGUUUUAUCUGCUACUCACAAGGAAAAUUAUUUAUUUGGACCCAGGAGUAUAUAGUAUUGAACUGAAUGGAGCUGCUGGUGGUAUAGGCUGCGCAGGCGGUGAAAUGAAAUCAGAUGGAGGAAACGGUGCAACUAUCAAAGCUAAUUUUAACUUUCCUUCAAGAACAAAAGUAAUUUUUGAUGUUGGAACUAAGCCAAAUACGAAUUGUCGGAAAAAAAAUAACGGAGGACUUCCCUAUGGUGGAAAUGGUGGUAAAGAUCUUGGCUUUAUUGGGAAUGGAAAUGAUAAUCCGGGUGGUGGUGGUGGCCUAACAGGUAUGUCAUUUGAUGGAAGUUCAUAUGUUAUGAUUGCUGGUGCUGGAUCUGGAGGUGCUUAUACAGUUAACGGCUCACCUGCAGGUGGAUGUUUUACUUAUGACUAUAUGCAAAGGAGUCGAUGCAAUGAAUAUUAUUAUAAAGUAGUUGAUAAUUUUGGAUCAUUGGAAAAAAAGACUGAUAAUUCUUACAGAACAAGUAGUCAUUAUGGAGGUAACGGCUCAGAAACAAGCAGAAUUCCAGGAGCUGGAGGUGGUGCUGGAUGGUUUGGUGGAAUUGCAGGGAAAAUUGCAACUAAUCCUUAUUACCCUGCAUGUGGAAUUGGUGGAUUGAGUGGCUACGACUACAAGAAUGAAUAUUUCAAAGAACUAGUAAGCUUUACUGAUGGAAAAUCAUCUGGAAAUGAUGGUGACGGUUCAUACAAAUAUUUACUCUUAUUUACUUGUCCUUCCGGAUGUUAUGACUGCUCAAGUAGCACAUCAUGCACUAGAUGUAAAUCAGGAAAAGUGAAAUAUGCUGAUAAAUGUUAUAAUUUUUGCUCAGAAGCAGCUGAUAAUUUAUAUCAAUCGGGAUCAAUUUGCUAUAAAUGCGAUAAAAGUUGUAAAACUUGUGAUAAAAAGUACAAUAAUUGUACUAGUUGCUUUAAAGGAAUGAUAGUUAAGAACGGAGGAUGCAUUUCAAUGAAAACAUAUAUCCCAAAUUAUGGUACUAGUCAAAGAUUAAGGCUCCUUGAAAUGGCUUCAAUUUAUAUAGCAAAUAUAUGA
Molecule: messenger RNA, 1080 nt
Organism: Trichomonas vaginalis G3
Lineage: Eukaryota; Parabasalia; Trichomonadida; Trichomonadidae
Product: glycine-rich protein family
Exons: 1
Coding region: 1-1080 (359 amino acids)
Source: RefSeq, a predicted model, not a curated record